AUGACAAUAAAACGUUUCUUUCGUGAUUGUUAUGUUAUAGUACCCACAUGGGGAAAGAACUAUACAUUUCAAUGUAAAUGUAAAUUGAAGAUAAGUGGCUGUUUACAUGCUGAUUUCGAAGCAAAAUUCUGUAGACUUGUGAUGUCUAUUCAUCGUUGGUUAAUUGAAGAUAAUGCGAAGAUAUUACUAGUGUCUCAUUAUAUGAUAAGUUAA
Messenger RNA from Clunio marinus, 213 nucleotides. Lineage: Eukaryota; Metazoa; Arthropoda; Insecta; Diptera; Chironomidae. The record is from the annotation of a GenBank genome assembly.